Molecule: messenger RNA, 1440 nt
Organism: Aspergillus clavatus NRRL 1
Lineage: Eukaryota; Fungi; Ascomycota; Eurotiomycetes; Eurotiales; Aspergillaceae
Product: transcription factor sphG
Exons: 2
Coding region: 1-1440 (479 amino acids)
Source: RefSeq, a predicted model, not a curated record
AUGACCGCAGACUCGCUCUGCGCUCACCAGCGCGAGGCCAUACAGGCUAAAUCGACCCGCAAGACCUCGUCCAUUGAUUUUGAUAUUAUUGCAGGCUUCCUCACUAACGCCAAGCGUGCCGUAAACAAUAUCGAUCAGCUGGUCGCCUCUCACGUCGUCAAUGUCCAGGCACUCUUAUCUCUGGUAAGCCAUACCAUGAUCUCUCUGAGCCUCUAUCAGAAUUCAUCAGAUGCUGACUACGUCAAGCACAUGGUAGCGCAGCAGUAUUUCUCCAUAGGUCUCUCGGAGACGCUGUUAGCUCUCGCAGCGAGAUGCGCCAAGUCCAUCGGCAUCCACCAAUGCGGUUCCUUGCAUGGUCAACUAAGCGACGAAGACAUUCAGGAGAGACAAAACAUCUCACACUGCUUAUACAUUCUUGACAAGGCCGUUUGCUGGACAGCGGGCUCGUCUCCCAGUGUACCCGUCUCCGAUAUGGAUUUAGAUUCGUCCCUGAUGCUUUCUGAACACGGCGUCACGCCUUCUUUAGUAACACGAGCUGAGAUGGCCAGGGUCGAAGAAAGUAUCUACUUGGAGACAUACGCUGUACAGGUCAGCCCGAGGAAUGAGGAUCAAGUCCGGCAAUUCGCAGCCACAACUUUGUCUCGAUUGCGAGCCUGUCUGGCCGACGCGGGAGUGGACUUGGACAAGAUAGAGAAAUGCUCGGAGAGUCCCGCCUCAGACCUGCAGUUGGCAGUCAGAUAUCUCUGCCUCCAGCUGCUGCUUGUAUGGCCUCAUAAACACCAUCCGGACCAAAUAUUCCAGCGCGGCCCCGAGGUCGCGAGGAUGUGCUUGAAGCUCCUGCUUUGUCUUUGGCAUUCCUCUCCGGAUCAGGGGAGCCAUGCUGUGUUCUCGUCUUUCCUCGCAUCUCUUCCACCGCUAUACCUCUACGAAGUCAUAUCCUCCAGUCUCUGCGGCCAAGAACCAACCACGGACAUGGACAUGCUUCAAGAAUUCGUAGACCUGCUCCAAACCAUCACCAACUGCCGUGCAGAGGCAUCCUACACCCGGCGUCUGUAUCAACUAUCUGCGAUUGUGACAGACGUACUCAAAGCCCGACACGCCCAGCACAAACGACAAAAACCACCGUCAGAUGGAACCGCAAAUUCGUAUCUGAUGUCCGAGCUGCUCUCUCCCCCAGCCACAGGUUACAACUACAUGGCUCCAAACGGUCAAGAGACCUUUGAUUCGCGCUUUGACGGCGCCGUCUUCCAGGAUCCGGGUAGUGGGUUUGCCUCCCUGAGCCCAAUUCCUUCGGCAGGGGGGGAAUUGGCCCGCAGUGCGGAUGACUUCUUGCCGCAGUUGAGGGGCUUUGCGAAGACAGGUUCCAAUGGGAACGAUAAUUUCAACUCGCUGAGCAUGGAAGCUUUGGGCGAUACGGUCUUCUGGAAGAGUGUUAGUUAG